Messenger RNA from Folsomia candida, 1632 nucleotides. Its product is annotated as FMRFamide receptor. Bases 303 to 1493 code for a protein of 396 amino acids. The record is from RefSeq and is a predicted model, not a curated record. Lineage: Eukaryota; Metazoa; Arthropoda; Collembola; Entomobryomorpha; Isotomidae. Gene Ontology annotation, biological process: G protein-coupled receptor signaling pathway. Gene Ontology annotation, cellular component: membrane. Gene Ontology annotation, molecular function: G protein-coupled receptor activity. The transcript is spliced from 4 exons.
AGUAUGGGUAUGCAUGUACAUAGAUAUUUGUGAUGGUCUCCCAAUAAACAGGGACCUGUUGUUCAAGCAUAGAUACGUCUGUAUUAAUAGUAUCCAAUUGUGUUUGUUUUUCUGCACAAUCAAUUGACAUGGCAUCUUCGUCUUCUUGAUCUUUCACUGAUUUGAUUUAGUGAAUGCAUAAGUAGAAUCAGCUAAGCAAUGACGUGGGACAUAAGGUUGUUUAUUUCCGUGCCCACCAUUUCGGUGCCCAGUAGUUCCGUGUCCACCAUUUUUACUUAGCUGUUCAAGUUUUGAACUUCAAAAUGAGUGCAAACUAUUCAGAAUUCAAUUCAGAGGAAGAAUUCCUGGAUAUUUUCAAUAUUUCAUCAGAACACGAAAUACUGUUAAACAAUAGUCAUCAUGCCGUAAAUGAAUUUGGUUUCGUCAAUAUUUUUGACGAAUCGACCAGCGCAACUCUCCAGUUCGUACUUGCAGGCGUACUAUUAACUGCAGUGGCGUUUUUUGGCGUUUUGGGAAACAUUUUGAGCAUCUUUGUUUUGUCGCAGAAAAAAAUACACGCCUCGCUGACUGUGUUAUUGAUCGCCUUGUCCCUGUGCGAUUUGUUUGUUUGUGUUCUACUAAUUAUUGUAAAGGGACUCCCAAUACUAUUAAAGUACUUCCAAAUCGGAUCAAGUUAUUUAAGGUUGAUCUGCGUUCCGAAGAAAAUUAUUUACCCGAUUUUACAAAGUGUUCAACUUGGAUCAACCUAUUUCACUGUGGCGAUCACCGGUGAAAGAUUAUUUGCCGUGAUUUGGCCCCUGGAAUCGAGGUCUUUUUGUACCUACAGGAAUUCGAAGCGCUUAUCCGUUGGGAUCGGAAUAUUUUCAAUUCUCAGCAAUUCCUUAAUGUUUUACACAACAUCUCAACGACAAGAGGUUUUUCAUGAGACAAAUCUUAGCUGUCAGUCGUUACCUCCAACUGACAUUCCAGAAUAUGUCAACCACCUUCGACUUGGAAUUUAUGUGGUAGUCCACUAUUUAUUUCCACUUAUAGCCGUAAUUCUGGCUAAUGUAAUUAUUGUGAGAAAGAUUCACACCAAAAAUGCGAAACGAGAAACUUUGACCCAAAAUCAACUGAAAGAAAUAAAAUUAACAAAUAUGCUUAUUGUUGUGGUCUUAGUUUAUGUAAUUUGUAACAUUUUCAGAGUUAUUAAUAGCUUCACUACAAACAUUUUUAAUGCAACGUACGGCGAGCUUGUAGCUCUAACAGAUUUUCUUGUUUCGUUUAAUUCGGCCGUAAACUACUUAAUUUAUUGUGCAUAUGGUAAAAGCUUUAGAGAUAGUUUUGUCAAAAUAUUUUGCAAAUGUGGGAAAGAUCACUCGCGUCGCAGAUCUGAUUCCAUUUUGAAUGAAACGGUCGUACAGGAAAUGUCUGCAAUAAAAAGCAUUAGAAAAUUUUCAAAAGACGUAAUGACCACUUUCGGGAAAUCACAAAAAUAUAAUAUUCGGGAUUAAUGAGAGCAAAUAAAUGCAACAGUUUGUGCGUGAGGGUUUGGUAUAUACAUAAAUACAUACUCUGUUUAUUGAUUUUUCUAAUACUGUGUUUACCCGAAAUAACAAAUCAGACAAUAACAAUGAGAAUUUUAAAACAUGA